CUUCUUUGCAUUCAUGAAGUCCAUACUUCAAAGGGAGGCGUUUGUUUCCAAUAUUACCACCAGUGAAGUACAGAAAAAUAUUAAUAACUAUGUUGCUGAAAGUGUAUUUAGAAGCAAAAGAGCGGAAGCAUUUGCUUUGAAGUUCUAAAUUUACAACAUUAAGGGCCAUUCAGAAGAUAAAGAUGGAGAGACAAAAGAUGAAUUCAGAAGCACCAGCCACAAGACCAAAAACCAAAGGAUUCUAUCUCCCGCUAAAACCAAAUGAUGACACCGAAAAUAUUGAUAGUGAUGAUAAUGAGACAAUUCUCGAUACAAAUGAUAACUUUUCAAUCAAUUAUAAAGACAAUGGUUCCGCGUUAAAAAAUGAUUUCAAAGAAAUCAACAUUAUGACAAAUCCCGCAGCUUCAGAAUCUGAAAUGCAAACUGAAACGAAGACUUUUGAUUCGCAGGUGCACUUGCACAUGGAUUCAGAUUACGAUGAAGAAGAGGACGAGUGUGCGAUAGGGCCAAACCGCGGCCCACAUAUCAUUAUCUUUUCACUGAUGUGUUGCCCGGCCAUUCUAGUUAUAUCUGUCAUUGUUACUGGCUACGUUGGCUUGUUAUCGUUUCUCAACAUUCUAUGUUACUAUUUUGAAGAGCGGACAUUGCUCUAUCGCGUUUGUGUCUGUCCAGUUAUUCUGAUUGUCUUUCCUCCGUUGGUUGCUGUCUUUACACUGAUAGUGUCCGUUUUUUCGGCAUUGGAGCAAGUUUCCUGGUUCUAUGACUCGUGGUGGGAGUCUGUGUCGAACCUUGAAAAGGGAUUUUAUGCGUGGUUGUGCAGACAGCUUGGUUUGCAGAACUGCUGUCCUUAUGAAAGCAUUAAGAUAUCAGAAGAUGAUUAUGAGUCAGUAUCUCAAGAUCUUGAUCCCAUUUCUGUUGGCUCUACAGAUGUAUGAACAUUUUAGCUGUUGCUAUGUAUCAUGAACAUACACUGCAGUUCUUGGUAUAUAAAAUACUUGCAUAGAGAACAUUGUUUACAGUAUUUAAAGCUGUUUUCAUACAGGAGUAACUGGAUUUUUAUGGAUGGUUCAAUCAAUAUACUCUCAAUAGUCUUCAAUGUUUGUGGUAAUAUAUGAGGCCAUCUAAGAGUAGCACUGGUUUCAAUAAAUGUAUUUCUAGUGCUUUAAAUCAACUUUAGCUCAAAGGUGGUUUUGGAAUAUGAUUUGAAAUAUAGGUUUUAAAUAAAUUUAUGGUCAUGUAGAUAAUAUAAAGAUUAUGAAAUAAAAUAUAUUAAUUUAUAUAGAUAUAAUGUACAGUACAUAUAUAUUCAACCAAUCUGAAUAAAUUAAUGAAAAUAAUUAUUUAAUUGUAAAGUGAUUAUAAUUAUAGAGGCUCUACUAUAUUUAAUAUCAGGCAAGACUUUUUAUACCUUGUUUAACAAAACCGCUGCCCGUUAAUAAUGAUGAUUUUAAAUAGAAAUAAAAUUUAAUUUUUGGCCAAUUAGCGCACCUGCUGAGAAAAUAGAAAUUUCAGAA
Molecule: messenger RNA, 1514 nt
Organism: Anneissia japonica
Lineage: Eukaryota; Metazoa; Echinodermata; Crinoidea; Comatulida; Comatulidae
Product: transmembrane protein 169-like
Exons: 2
Coding region: 183-935 (250 amino acids)
Source: RefSeq, a predicted model, not a curated record